AUGUUGUUCAUAUGGCUUCUCCGGUGGGGUGUUUCGUUUUUAUUUUUACUUCUUUCGGAACUAUUGUGGGAAGGAAGGUGGUGGGAAAGCGGUGUCGGCCUACCCGGAAAUCGCUGCGGAAGCAACGAUAACAACGAUGCCUAUAAGGAGGCCCAAGGAAACUUACUGAGCAGCUGCGCUCUUCCUUUGGUAUUGAUCCAAAGGGGGCCGCUAGCUGGAGCCGCGCCAGCUGUAACGAAGUCCGCACCUCUCGGUGCCUUGUGCCGCGUUUCGUCGUCGUCGUCAUGCAGACUGACGCAGUUGCGUGGUUCCCAUGGGUCGUUGCGACCUGGUAUUCUGUUCCGCGUUCGAUGUGGGAAGUGUCGCGAUGUCGGAUUUGUGAUGAAGCUCGGGAAUCCGUCGUUUGGAUCGAGCAGUGAUAUCAUUGGAAUAAACGCAGACAUGAGUGUGAGGAGCUCGAAAUCUACGAAAUCGUCUUCCCACUGGUGGAUGCAUGGAUCAAAGGUUCCGAAGGCACCAGGAACUCCGACGUUGCUGAUAACGUCGGGGAACGGCUCGAGCGGCGAAGGCGGCUCGUCGAACCCGUCGACUCCGCCGGUGGCUCGAAGCAUGACGCCGUCGCUGGUGGCGGCGGCUGGAGGGACGCCGUCGGUCAUGUCCUCGUCGUCCAAGAUGGAGUACAAGGCCCAGCGGAAGACGUAUCGAAAGGAGAAGAAGCGUCUAGCCGGGGAACUGACAUCGGCUCUAAGAGACCCGUCCAUCAUCAUCAUGCACGACUGGCUGAAAGUCAGGGGUACGCUCAAGGGCUGGACCAAGUUGUGGUGUGUGCUCAAACCCGGGCAUUUGCUUCUCUACAAAAGUCCGAAAACAAAGGUGGAGGAACCCUGCAACCGACAGGCCACUCUUAAUCGCAGCAGGUCCGGUAUUCGGCUCAGGACCCGGCCUAGAUUUGGAGGAGUAAAUGGGUUGGGGUUCAGGCGCAAAAGCAGCUUAUUGAGAGCCGUGAUGGGUUCUCCAGCUUCGAAGAAAUAA
This is a messenger RNA of Notodromas monacha, 1032 nucleotides long. The record is from the annotation of a GenBank genome assembly. Lineage: Eukaryota; Metazoa; Arthropoda; Ostracoda; Podocopida; Cyprididae.